Phaedon cochleariae (mustard beetle) is the source of this 1740-nucleotide messenger RNA. The record is from the annotation of a GenBank genome assembly. Lineage: Eukaryota; Metazoa; Arthropoda; Insecta; Coleoptera; Chrysomelidae.
AGAUUCGAUAUCUCGGUAUAACUUUGAAAAAUAGUUUUCCGCGAAAUCAUGAACGAGAUAGAAUCGUCAACCUACGCACAGAAAAAGAAUAAGAAUUAUAUAAAAAGUGAUAGUACCUGGAGCGAUCAGGUGUUGCUGAGGAAUAGAAGAAAAGGGUCUCAAGUUUCAAUAUCUAGUGUCAGCAGUAAUCAGUCUGAUUCUAGUAAUAGUGAAUAUGUUACUAAAUUCGAAAGAAAAGCAUCUUUGCAGGAGAUUAUUGAGAAAACCGCCGAGGAAAAAAGUUUGCCAGUGCAGUGCAAAAGAACUAGAUCGAAUUCAGAUGGAACAGGUUUGAGGUUGAUAAAUCAAGAUCCAGAUUUUCAAGUGUUUCCAAGCUUACCAGACUUCGUUUUGGAGAAAUUAGGACUCAGGGGAAAUGGCCCAAGAGAACGCCUGAGUGAGGAGGAACUAGAACAAAAAUUCACCAGCCUUGCUCUUGCCUUCACCAUAGAUGCUACAACAAUCAAAGACAGAUGCGACAGACAAAGAAGGAGCAGAGACCAGACCGAACUAAAUCUAACUAAAGAAAUCGAAAAGUUUAAAGAAAAACUAUCAUUUAUGCAACCCCUGUGCACUGACUAUGAAAAAGCAGAGCUGUUCUCCAAUUUGAUGACGCAGAUAGAUGUGAUAAUGAACGCUACUUGCCUAGUAUCAAUUUCAGCAGAGAAGUACGGAUCAGUUCAACACGAAGAAAGGCUUACAGAAUCUGUUGAUUUGAUGGUGAAUCACGUUCAAGUUCUGAAACAGCAAAGAGAUUCGGCCAGAAAACAACUUCAACACUCAAAGCGAGUACUACAGAAUUCCCCAGAUUCUUCAUCUCCUAGCCCAGUACCAUCUCCGAAAUCUGCAUUCCCCAACAAGAAAAUACUAACUCAAAGACGUGCCAGUUUCAAUAACGUGAGCCAAUCAGUUGCGGAAAGCAGCAAUAAAUCGUUCUCAGAUACGAAAAAAAUAACCAGGAGAACGUCCGAUCUGUCGCCGAGGGCCUCUUCUUUGCUGAGAAACGUUAGACCUAGCAGAUUGGAGUUGGGGGUUGAUCUGGUGAAGAUAAAGGAAGGUUUCGUGGACCAGCAAUUGCCAGUAGUAGAAAAAUCUUCUGAGAUAGAAUCGGAAAAUGAGUUCAACUUUUCGAAUGCCGAUGGUGUUUUUAGCCUUGAGAAGAAAAAGUCUUGUAUAGAUUCAUCGAAAUUGUCUUUAAGGUAUAAACUCCAGGAGAGAUUCCUUAGGGCGAAAGUUUCUAUAGAGGAAAGGUGCAAGAGAUGGACUGAAGAGGGAAAUUUUCACGAAACUUGUAGAUUUUGUGCUCUCAUCUGUUUUUCACUGGGUUUCAUAACUCUGGCGAAUAUUUAUAUUGAAUUCAAAUUGGCUAAAAGAGGGCUCUAGGAGUUUCGCACUUUUCUGGGUAUGGCCAGCAGGAAAUAAAAGAUUAUAUACCAACAAAAUCAUACUGGCAAGAAGUUUUUCUAGUGCAAGGUGAAAUGGCAGGUGCAUGAUCAUUUUGGAUUGCAUAAUCACGACAUUUUUUGAAUGUCGUUUUUUGAAGUAUAACUGUUUUAUUUCCCCUUGUAUGCAGUUUUGAUUCCAGAUGUGGAUUUAUAGAAAAUUUUGAAUAGCAUUCAAAACGAUAAAACCCUGUUCAUAUAAACAUAAUGACAAACAUUGUUCAUAAUUUAAUGAGAACCUAUUAAAUACAUGGAAUGG